AUGGCGGGAACCCUAAUCACCUUUAUUCUCGAAAUAUCUCCCAAAUGGCUUUAUGGUUAUUAUAGUCUCCUUCGUGUCCCGCCAUUCUCAUUGUGUCCCCAAUUUGAUCACCCAUCGAUCCAAUCUCUUUCUCCGAGAACAAGACAGUAUCUCUCCCACCGUUACAUUUGCAGAACAUCGGCGAUUAAGGUUUCACCGGAGACGAUGACGAUCGUAGCCGAGUACGCGAAAUCGAACCGGUCCUCGUGCAAGUCAUGCUCGAAGGCGAUUGCGUCGAAAUCCCUGAGGGUAGGGUUCAGUAGCAAGGGACCUGGCGGCUGUGACAUGACCAAAUGGCACCAUUUCGAUUGUUUUCCUACGGAUUCGGAGUCGAUUGAUUCCGUCGAUGAUAUCCAAGGAUUAUCCGCUUUAGAGAAAGAUGAUCAGGAUGCUUUGGUGAAAUUGGUGGGACAGUGUGUUGAGCCUGCUAAAAAGGUGGAGAAGAAAGAAGAGACUAAGAAGGCCGAUUCAGAUGAAAAAACUGGGAAGAAGAAGAUUACGGAGGCGAAAGGCUCUUCUGCUGAUUCAAAAGUGAUUGCUGAGUACGCGAAAUCAGGGAGAUCAUCGUGCAAGAAGUGCUCUGAGACGAUCGCUGCAAAGGAACUGAGAUUGGGGCUGGUGGCUAGAGACUUCCGGGGAUAUGAUGUUACCAAAUGGCAUCACUUGGCUUGCUUUCCUGUUGAAUCUGAUCCUAUUGGUUCUGUUGAGGACAUUGGUGGAUUUUCAUCGCUGCAGGAUGGUGAUCAGGAUGCAUUGAAGGAAUUGGUCCAACAAUGCGACAAGAAGACUUUGAUGGAUGAAGAUGGAACUGAUAACCGUCUAACGGAGGAGACGAACAAAAGAAAACAUUCUCAGGUUGGGGAGAUGGUGGAAGAAGAUGACGUGCAAAUCAACGCGAACCAACAGGCUACUAGAAAAGCCAAGAUGAACAUCACCGAGUCAACUUCUCAGGUCGUAGCUGAAGUAGAAAUCUCUCUUUCUGCUUCUGAUGUGAAGGACAAGUACAGGGAUGCCAGUCUAUUACCAAAAUGGAAAGCGUUUGAGACAGUAAUAUUUCUUGAGCGGGAUGAUGGUCUUAAUGAUUCAGACAAGAUAGCUGCAUUUGAUUUUGAUGGAUGCCUUGCCAAAACAUCUGUGAAAAUAGUAGGUGCAGAUGCAUGGUCCCUUAUGUAUCCUUGUAUUCCUGAGAAAAUGCAAAGUCUGCAUAGUGAAGGCUAUAAGCUGGUAAUUUUCACAAACGAGUCCAACAUUGAUCGAUGGAAGAACAAAAGGCAGGAUGCUGUGGACUCCAAAAUUGGACGCCUCAACGGUUUUAUCAAGCGCGUUGGGGUCCCCGUUCAGGUGUUUAUAGCCUGCGGAGUCGGUAGUUCCGGUGGUAAAGGUUCUAGUGGUAAAGAUGACCUUUACCGCAAACCCAAGGCUGGAAUGUGGCAGCUCAUGAAGAAGCAUUUUAACUCCGGAAUUGCAAUUGAUAUGGAUAAAUCCUUCUACGUUGGGGAUGCAGCUGGAAGAAAAGGCGAUCACAGCGACGCAGACAUAAAAUUUGCACAGGCGAGUGGUUUGAAGUUUUACACUCCUGAGGAGUACUUUCUCGCUUGA
Molecule: messenger RNA, 1638 nt
Organism: Microthlaspi erraticum
Lineage: Eukaryota; Viridiplantae; Streptophyta; Magnoliopsida; Brassicales; Brassicaceae
Source: the annotation of a GenBank genome assembly